CGUACUCAAGGCGAAAUCCGGUGGAACUCGGAAGGGAGGCAGCUGUCGUGGAUUCGAAUUUACUCAAUAAAAAUGCUUAUUCAGCCAUUGUAGAAUCUACUAGCUAUGGAAUCUGACAAAAAUGCUUUCCGCGUGGAGUUCCCCGACUUCUCGUGCUCCAUUCUGCAGAAGCUCAACCAGCAGCGCCAGAGGGGCCAGCUGUGUGACAUCAUUGUGAGCAUCGGGGGCCACCAGUACCGGGCACACCGCGCUGUGCUGGCGGCCAGCUCGCCGUAUUUCUGCGACCAGGUCCUGCUCAAAAACAGCGCACGGGUGGUGCUGCCGGAGGUGAUGAACCCGUGGGUGUUUGAGGGGUUGCUGCAGUCGUGCUACACUGGUUCUCUGACCCUGCCCUCGUGUGAGGUGGUGGCCUUCCUCACGGCCGCCAGCUUCCUGCAGAUGUGGCAUGUGGUGGAUAAGUGCACCGAGCUGUUGGAGGGGAACACAUCACGUUCACACAAAACCCCGUCGGGAGUAGGGUGUCGGGGCAGCAGCCGAGCCGAACAGCAUCCAUCCCCCGACGGUGAGAGUUACCAUGGUGACCGAGGCGAAGAAGCUUUCUCAGACGGCACGGGGGUUGGAGGGAGUGAGGGAUUUGGCAGGAUGACUAGCUGCAGAGGAUCGUCCGACUUUGAGCAGCUGCUGGAUGAGAGCUUUUCACCACAUGCGCUGGAGCUUGGAGCGCCCCCUAGUGGAAACGGCUCCUCGCCGCCUGACCGGGCUGAGUCGGCCAGCGAGAAUGGAGACCCUGAGGCUGAGCUCCCCAGGUCCAGGCCUGUCUAUGUUCCGCCGAGCAUCAUGGGACAUAGGAAGUGGACGCAGGUGAAAACAGAGAGGCCAUGCCGCGACGACUGCAAUAGCCAGUUCACUGCUGAGACGGCCAGCACAGACUCAGAGCAGCUGGGCCUGCCUCCUCACCAAGGAACCUCCUCCAUGCACUCCACAGAGGACAGUGUGGACGAGAAGUUGGUCAGCGAGCUGGAGGAGAGCCUGGAUUGUGACCCCCUGGACUUCUAUGGCACCUCCAUGGACCGCUUCCCCAACGACAAAGAUGAGAGUUCGCCCAGCAUGUCGAAGAACAGCCCUCUGGAACUGGGCCCAGGAAGAACAGGCGGCGAUGACGACGAUGAUGAGGAUGGGAUGGAUGGCACCCAGGACGAGACGUCCAACUCUGGUUUCGGAUCAGGUGUCUAUAAGCUCUACCCGUGCCAGUGCGGCAAGAGCUUCACGCACAAGAGCCAGCGCGACCGGCACAUGAGCAUGCACAUGGGCCUCCGGCCGUAUGGCUGUGCAGUGUGUGGCAAGAGCUUCAAGAUGAAGCAUCACCUUGUGGGCCACAUGAAGAUCCACACGGGCAUCAAGCCGUACGAGUGCAGCCUUUGCUCCAAGCGCUUCAUGUGGAGGGACAGCUUCAACCGCCACACUGCCUCCUGCAGAAGGGCUCACCAGGCCAAGCGGUCUGCAACAGAGCAGAGCAUCUGUUGAUCCCAGGCCGAACACAGGAGUCUUAAGUUGGGUGGUGCUGGGUAAGUUGUGUGGUGCAGAUUCAGGGACAAAGUGACUUUGUUCAGGACCAUACUCUCUGAAUGUUGGUGCCAUCCUUGUCAAGACCUUAAAGUGUUUAUGUCAAUUUGAUUUGUCAAAAGGCUAUCAGUGAUUUCAUUUGGACGUUUUUUAAGGCUUUUGGCAGUGUUCAGGUUUUUGUUUCCCCAGGGUAUAAACUGACUGUCAAACCUGGGGCCUGUACUAUGACGCAUAGUGCCCAGGGUGUCUUUCUGUUAGCUGGUAAAAGGGGUGGUGUUGGACUUCGUUGGCACUAGUCGCAAAUAAAGCCGCCCAUUUCACUUCACAGGAACAAACUAAAAUACUUGCUUGAAAUAUGAGUUUAUGAAUUGAAAUCAAUAGUUGGCAAAUGGGAUGCUUAGAUGUAUUCUUUUCAUGUGUAAACCAUUAUUAGCGUUAUUCUAAAAUGCUCCCAGCCCUCCCAAGAGACCCUCCAACUAUAUGCGCACUGAGAUCAUCUGGAAUGGUUAUACUAUUUUCCAAGAGAAUUGAUUGGUUGGUACGGUAUCUUGUACAUUUUUUUUUCCAGAGUAGGUUAGGAGUUCAGCGUAAGUUACCAUGGUGAUUUACUUGGGGUUUAAAGGUACAUGUGUUUGUACCGAACUGUUUAGGUACAAGACGUUAGGUGAAAUACAGAUGUGCACUGUAUACCAAUGCAGUCUUUAACGGUAAUCAAAAGUAGGCUUUUUUGCUUGCGAACCAUGUUUCAAAUUUAAGUUCCCACACAAACAUAUUAAGUUGUGGACCUAGGGCUGGGCGAUAUGGCCAUUUUUUCACAUUAAACCUGAUCUAGGAUUUUAAUGGAUUUUUUCCCCUCCUACAAACUAGAAAUGACAAAAAAUUGUUCAAAACAAGUCAUGACUAUCAUGGGGCUGUAGUGCAGACCUACUCUGGCAUUACCAGUAUCAUUAGAUUAUACAUUGUGCAGUAGGCCUAAGUCUCUAUAGAUGCUUAUGGAUGACCCCAAUAAUGAGCUCCAUCACUUUUGGCAUCAGAUCCUGCUUAUAUUUGCUGCCCAUCAGCAGCUUGAUAAAGUUUAGAAACAUUGGAGAAAAUCGAUUUUCAUAAAAACAAAUCGAUUUGAAUAAAGAAACUAAUUUUCAGAUUUAAAAUUGAUUUUUUUGCCCAGCCCUAGGUGGACCAUUUGUCAGUUUAGUCAAUUAAGGUUAAAACCCAUUUGAUACCUUUUCAAAAUAAUAUUCCUGUUGCACAUCAGCAAUAUUGUCAGUGAAUUUUAGGUUAGCAGUACCUAAAGGCUUAUUGUACAGGAAAUGAAUCAAACUUUGACUUCAAAACCAAUGGACACACCGAACCAUAAUUUAUGUGUACCGUUACACCCCUAUGAUUAACCCUUGUUAAAAUAGAGCCACCAAUAUGCCACUGAAACCUUAAGUCACCUCGCUAACCCCAAGAUCCUGCUUCGAAGUACAGGCCUCAGGUGCUGGCAAAACAAAAUUGCCUUGGGGAAUCGGGAGAUACUGGGAAUACAUGUAUUCGGCCAGCUAAUGUGCCCCCCAGUACAUUUCAAUGCAUAAAAUUACUGUGAAAAAAAAGUAAGUGCUUUCAUUUUGAUGCUGACAUACCUUAUUCACUCACGGUCAUGUUGCAUUUUAGCGAGGCACCAUUUUGCUUGUGAAUACCAUUGGCGUUUACUUAAGCAGUGGUAUUUAUUUCAUCACUCUCUGGUACAAUAGAUACUCCAUUUUUUAAACAAUGUUCUUUAUUUCCGUCCUAGAUGCCACUUCCCACUGAUGCGUAAUACCUCAGUUUGUGUAAGCCAGCAAACAGAGUAUGAUAAAACAGUACAAUACAGAAACAGUUAAAGCACCUCACACUCAAAUGUCAGUGGAAGACAGUAGAGAGAUACUGCCUUACUUUCAUUUCAAUGACUCAGUACUAUGAAUCACUUCUGGUUCAUAGGCUUCAGAGAGAGUCUGAAUUUUCUAAAUGAUCUGCUGUUAGGAAUUAUUGACAUGUAAUGAACAAAAAACCUCAUUCACAAUUAAACCUCAUUGGUUGCUUUGGGGUAUGUAGAUGUACAGAUUUCUGCCUAUAUCCAAAUGUAAGAAGUAAAACAAAGGCAAAGUGUAUUUAUGUAGAGUUAGUAUAUUGAGAGUCUGAUCAUUUAGAUCAAAUAAAAACGGGUAGUUUGUGUAUGUGUGGGGGGGUUCCAUUGAAAUAAGGUUACUGUCAUAUGGAUAACUUUUAUAUUAACAUCUGUAUUUCUAUUCUCCUGUCUCUGUAGUUUUUUAAAGAAAUUAUUUGGUUUCUAUCUUUGCUUCUUGAAAUGUCUUCAAAUGAUGUUGAAAUCAACAGGUAAUUUCAGUGUGGGAUCAUAAAGUUCUCAUUGAUCCUGGUAGAUCAUCAGUGCCUGGGAGCUUGGAAGACACUGUUGAGACUUUAAUUCAACGUGUAUAGCCUACUUGUCACAUUUGAUCCUGACUUAUUUUGAUUAUUUGAUUACUUGAUUAUUUUUUCUGAUAAAAAGUUUAAAAUUGUGAAAUAAUGAGAUUUGUGUAACCUGAAUUGUGUCUUUAAUUUGCCUUUUUGCAGGUCAUUAGUGAUUUUUAUGUAGAGUGAAGGACAAUCAUUCAGGAUUUUAAUGGUUAAAAUAAUAAUAAUAAAAAAAAAACCUCUGUCUAUGCGAAUCCAACCCUUGGGACAAGAACAUAACACACUGAUGUAAAAGAGCUAGAAGAAAGUCAGUAGGUGUUGUGUGUCCUUUAAGAACCCUUUACUACUAAUUCAAUGUUUAAAUUUGAUGUGACCAUAUUUAUAAAAGUUAUGUCUAAAUUAAGUGAUCCAAGACAAUCAGUACUUCUAAUAUAUAUUUCUGAAAUGUUUAUUUAACCAUGGCUUGUCUAACGGAGUUAUUGCUGAUAAGAAAAUCAAUCGUCUUUUCUUCGUAAAAGUUAUUAAUUACUCUUUCUGACAAAUUUCAACAUUUCAGAAAAUCUAAUUGAAAAUAAGUUCUAAUCCAUAAAAAUCUUACUUGGGAUAUGUAUUUACCGCCAAAUGAAAACUACCUCAAGAGGACAUCUCCUUUUGGUUCCUUGUCUUAAUUUUUGUGUACUUUUUUCUUUUUAAAAAGAAUUCCCAAUGUGUUUUAUGAUUUUUUUUUUCUUCUUAUAGAAGAACAUAAAAGUUUUGUACAGAUGGGU
Messenger RNA from Alosa sapidissima (American shad), 4763 nucleotides. It is a transcript of the gene zbtb43, whose product is annotated as zinc finger and BTB domain containing 43. Lineage: Eukaryota; Metazoa; Chordata; Actinopteri; Clupeiformes; Clupeidae. Gene Ontology annotation, biological process: regulation of transcription by RNA polymerase II. The record is from RefSeq and is a predicted model, not a curated record. The coding region runs from base 106 to 1524 and encodes 472 amino acids. Gene Ontology annotation, molecular function: DNA-binding transcription factor activity, RNA polymerase II-specific; protein binding; RNA polymerase II cis-regulatory region sequence-specific DNA binding. The transcript is spliced from 2 exons.